Molecule: messenger RNA, 579 nt
Organism: Aspergillus ochraceoroseus IBT 24754
Lineage: Eukaryota; Fungi; Ascomycota; Eurotiomycetes; Eurotiales; Aspergillaceae
Product: low-affinity Cu transporter
Exons: 4
Coding region: 1-579 (192 amino acids)
Biological process (GO): copper ion transmembrane transport
Cellular component (GO): membrane
Molecular function (GO): copper ion transmembrane transporter activity
Source: RefSeq, a predicted model, not a curated record
AUGCACCAUAUGGGAAUGGAUAUGGAUCAUGGUCAUGACCAUGGUGAUGGUGAUAUGGAUAUGGGACAAUGCAAUAUGAAUAUGCUCUUUACUUGGUCGACCAAAAACCUGUGUAUUAUUUUUUCACGAUGGCGAAUUACCGGUCCUCUGUCUCUUCUCGGUUCCUUGGUGGUCAUUGUCAUCUUGACUGCGGGAUACGAAGGAGUUCGACAAGUUACCCGUCAAUAUGAAGUGGCGCAUGCUCGACGAUUAAGUGCGUAUUCUUCGACUGCGGUCGGAAGCAAUGAGAUCGGCAACGAUGCUAUCACAGCCGAUGAUGCCCUUGGAAACCAAACAUACGUCCCCGACACGAGCUCACCGCUACUUGUAGGUAGUGACAACAAGAGGGCUAUUGAGCGGAGAGGAAAAAUCACCAUGGCAGCGCUAUAUGCGGUCCAGGUGUUUUAUAGUUUUUUUAUCAUGCUUCUCUUCAUGACCUAUAAUGGUUUCGUUAUGCUUGCGGUUGCUGUGGGGGCGUUUGUGGGAUAUUUGGCUUUUGGGGAGAACAUGUCGGCCACCAAAUCAGUUGCCUGCCACUGA